Harpegnathos saltator (Jerdon's jumping ant) is the source of this 3641-nucleotide messenger RNA. RefSeq lists its product as uncharacterized. Lineage: Eukaryota; Metazoa; Arthropoda; Insecta; Hymenoptera; Formicidae. Bases 898 to 3390 code for a protein of 830 amino acids. The transcript has 11 exons. The record is from RefSeq and is a predicted model, not a curated record.
CUCUCUCUCUCUCUCUCUUUCUCUCUCUCUGUCUCUCGGGGCCCCCCCGCGGAUUGCCGUGUCUCUCCCCCUCGGCAUCCCGUGAUACCAUCGGACGGACGGACGCGCGCGAACUUGGACGAGCCGCCGCGGCUUGAACGGCCGCGCGAGAUCGCUCGAUUUCAGUUAUCGACUUUUGGCGGGAGCAGCGCGAGCGAGAGCGAGUCUCCAACGCCGACUCGCGACACAUCCGGGUCUCUCUCCGAGUCGCGGAUCACAGCUCAUUCGCGUUACCGCUCAUUCGGUGACUGAUCAGCCACUCGCGCGGGCGAUCAGUAGCGAAUUGUUAUCCGAUCACGCGCAGCGCGCAGUGCCUCGUUCUGCCUCGCGACGACACACUUUUGGAGCACUCGGAUGAUUGCACGCAGCGCUCGUUGAGUCCUCCUCGUCUGUUCCUCGUUCGCUCGCUCGAUCGAUCGAGAUCAGGGGAGAGAAGUGUACCGCGACUUUUGAAGGAGAUACAAUCUCCACGGAGAGCGGCCGAGAGAGCAGCGCGGCGAAAAUCUCGCUCGCUCGCUCGCUCGCUCGCUCGCUCGCUCGCGCACACCCUCGACGUCGCCGGGAACGGGAGCGUCGCGCCGACCGGCGGGCUCUUGCGCAUCCGUCACCUGACGUCAGGUAGCGACCAGGUGGAGACCAGCGUCGCGGAAGGUGGACAUUAGCGCGGAGAAGAGGGGAGUCACUGGCGCCCUUAACACGCGUCAUCGCUCCGCCACGAGCGCAAAUCGCGCCGGAGCGAGCGAGCGAGCGCCUCGCGACACACACGUGGAGACGCCAGGACGCCCCAGGACGCGCGCGAGCGACGACGUCCCGGCCCCGUCGCCCGUGUGCAGUGAUAAAUGCGCGGCUCUGUCGCGGAUGACUCGGUCCUACGCCUUCGCCGAAAUGACGGUCACCUGGAUUAUCGCCUUGCUAGUCCUUGGCGCCGCCUGCCACGGUCUUCCCGUGGCCGACGAGAGCCCCGUUAACAAGAGUACGAUCGUGGAGGUCGCAAAUGUCGCGGAAGAGACAGCCCUUCCCGAAACGAAGGGUCAUUCCAUGGACGACGUGAUGCCAGGGACGAAGCCACCGCCGACCUCCGUGGUGUUCGUCGACGUCCCGGAGCACACGGAAACGGAACUCGGCUCGUCCGUUCUGCUGGCAUGCCGGACCGCCGAUCCUGUGGCCGAGUGCCAGUGGUCCUGGCAGCCAUUGCCACCGGUUCACCUGCCGCUUCCGGACAUCAGUGAAAGCCCGCCGGUCUCCACGACCACGGUGAUCUCGCCGAUCUCAACCACGGCGACUCCCACGACCCACCCGCUGCCGGUACGACAGUUUCCAGCGUUCGGGAACAACAGCAACGACUGCUCCGUGAGAUUCUCCAGCACCAAGCACGAGCAGACGGGAUACUGGACCUGCGCGGCAAGAAUCUCCACGACGGAUCCUUUCACUAACACCGAACCGGCCAAGCUCAGCAUUGUCAAUGCUAAUCACGGCAUCCUCAUCACGUUCGUGAAGCAUGAAAAUAUCAUCGAGGUGCCGGCGGGAUCCUCGGCGCAGAUAAUGUGCCAGACGAAGUCGCCGGUUCGAGAAUGUCAGUGGUCCUGGCGGCAACUCAACCAGUCGCAGCCCUGGAACCUCGACGUGAAAUCGUUUCCAGCCUUCGGUAACGACAGCACGGAAUGCAGUAUCAAGUUCAAGAACGUCCUGCCCGAGCAGGAAGGCUACUGGACUUGCGGAGCGCGAAUCGACCCGAAUUCCUCCUUCACCCAGUCGACUCCUGUUCGGUUCCUCAUAUCGGAAGUCGAGUUCGUGCAGCUGUCGCGCGGCGUGCAGGUUGCUGCCGGCGAGUCGGUCUUUCUGAGGUGCCUGGCGAACAAGCCGGUGGUACAGUGCGAGUGGUCGUGGAGGGCGUCGAACUCGAGCAAGGAACCGCUGGUGGUUAAGAAAUUUGGCCCGAACAAGGACGCCGAACACGACUGUUCCGUGCGAUUCAAAAACAUACUUUACGAUGAGGAAGGAUUAUGGACCUGCGGAGUCCGUUUGACGCCCGACGGGAUCCUGCAUACGGCUCCUGCGGCCACCGUCAGCCUCUUGCCCACUGCUAAGGUGAAUUUCGUCCAAGUGCCGACGGACAUGGCGGUGCUGGUUGGCACGGAGACCACGCUGAAAUGCGUCACCAGUAGUCGCGUGGAAAAGUGCGCGUGGACCUGGCGUCCGCUACACAGCAGCGAUUCUGAGAUCGUCGUCGAGGAAUUCCCGAGUAACGGCGACCUCGGUCGCGACUGCUCGCUGAAUCUCCCGCACGUGUACGUGGAGAAGCAAGGCCACUGGGGCUGCCAAGUGUCGAUCGCGUCGCUCAACACCGUUCUGACGUCGCCGCCGGCCAAACUCACGGUUUUCGAGCAAGACGAAGUAAAGUUCUCGGAGCUAUCGCAGGACAUCCAGAUUUCGUCCGGCGGCAGCGUCCUGCUGCGCUGCGUGACCUCUUCGACGGUGGAGCAGUGCCGUUGGUCUCUCACCCCGGUGAACUCCAACACCACGGUGGUGGUGAAGCAGUUCCCGGCGGCCGGGAACGAGGCUCGGGACUGCAGCGUCCGUCUCAGCCACGCUCUCGCCGAGCAGGAGGGCCUGUGGACCUGUGGCGCCAGGAUACGCGGCCGGCAGAACUACACAGACGCACCACCCGCGAAACUGAGCCUCCUCGAGCCAGAGCCGGUUACUGUCGCAGUUUGGGCCACACCUCAUCAGAUGGUUACUCUCGCGUGUAGAGUCGGAGUCGUAUCGUCGGAGACUAAAUGCCAUUGGAUACACGCUCCAAAAAUUCAUAUACAUCAGAACUCCAGCAAGCCCCAGCAAGCGAAGAAGAUGAGGCACAACGUGCAAAUGGAUUACAUCACGGGUGUAUGUAAACUAGUCUUCAAACCGGAUCACUCCGACCUGGGACAAUGGACCUGCAAGUUCACCGUCACUAAUGAGAACGCCGAAAUAGAGAUAGGAAAUGCAUCGCUCGUUCUGCUAAAUACCUUGGCAGAUAAGAAACUAGGAUGGAUCGUGGGUGCUCUAACGGCCAUGAUCCUGUUCCUGAUGAUAAUAGUCGUGGUGCUGGUGGUGUGCAAGACACGUAUCUUCAUCCGCAAGACACCGGAGAUCCUGGAAACCUUACCAUCCAAUGAAAGGGAGCGGAGUGCGAGAUGCUGCAACGACAGAUACAACGAGAAUUCGGGCAAGAUCAAUUUUGGAUUUUCGGCUGCAGAGAGCAGUCGCACGUCGAAUAUCGACAGCGUCCUGUCGAACCGGAGUCCGCGCAUCUACAAUCGUGCAGAGAGAAUCCAUGAAACGUCCAAGAUAUACGAGAACGUUGGAUUGUAAUAUGCCGAUCUCGCCGAUACGAGACGUUUUUUCAUUCGCAUCACAGGAAAUGAUAAAUAAAAAAAAAAGUUGUUCUGAAAGAAGAAAAUAAAAGAAAGAAAAAGUGUACUUUCUUCGUUCUUAUGAACAUUAUGAGCGAACGUCAGUACUUCAUGCAACUCUCCCAAGAGAACUUCCUUCCAGAGUAAAUUUUGUAUAAAUGUAAUAUCACAUAAUUAGUAUAUAAUAGAUAUAUGUAUAUUGUGUGUUUU